AUGACACCGACUAUCGCGCUCGCCAUUACGCCCGAAGCCCUUGACAACGUUCUUCAAUACCUCGAGAAACACGAUGUAUGGGCAGUAGCAUUGACCUGUAAAGCCCUUCUUCCGGCUUGUCUCCGCUCUAUAUGGCAAACCCUGGAGGUCACCUGCGAAAGUCCAAUCCGAAGACCAGGCUCUGAACGCGAGUUUGGGGAAAGCCUUUGCAAUGUCAUCGAAAAAUACUGGAUGAAUGCUUCUUGGCUUCAGUAUGUCAAAUUUUUGAACGUUGGUCGCUACUUGAAUGCCGAUUCUCCCGAGGCCUCGGUUUUGUUGGGGUUACUGGAAAGUGAAAAAAUCCGUCCGAAUCGUAUCGAACUUAUUGUAGAUCAUCCGAAUGCCCAAAUUCCACUUCUCCGACUUAAGGCGUACUCUGAGACAAGGUUGCAGGUUGAUUUCAGCAUCAUUUUAGUCUCAACACUUCCGUUGACGGAAUUUGUCGAUCUACCAAAAGUUUCUCAUCUCACAGUUCAAGCUCCUUUCGUUCCACAUGAAAUUGAUGAGGCUGGGCCCCAGUACGACGCCUUCAUAGGGAAAACCGCCAAAGAUUUAGCAAUAGUACUAGACCAGAUCGUUAAUCUGAAGCACUUUGGGUGGGUCCUGCCGAAGAUUCAUCUUAGGUUGAUGGGUCGCCCUCUGCAUUCAGACCCACGUCGAUUAGUACAAUGUCUCCAAGACGCAUUCAAACGGCUUAAAUACCUUAUAAGUUUCCGAUUUUACGGGUUCUUUCUUCACCCAACUGUCUUUAUAGUCCCGCCUCAUAGCAUCCGAGAGCUAAAAGUGGAAGGCAUUGUAUCUAGAGAAUGGUGGAAAGCUUUUUCUGGAUGUCCUUUGCCGAAACUAACGAGCUUAACUUUGAGAAUGAAACCCAGCGGCGCUGAAUGGCAACUUACGAACAUUAGUCUUAACUGGUCUCCGAAGCCAGAUUGUCUACCAUACCCAGGUUUUCAACUACACAAUGUCACAUCUCGUGGUCUAAGAACGGUUGUUUGCGAGGUCGAUGAUGGUCCUUCUGAUAUAAUGGAUGAUUUGCUUCGUGCAAUCCCGCAUCCCCAACGAAGCGCAAACGAAGUAUCGAAAAUUGCGGACGCAAAAGAAAUUAUAGAGCAAUGCUCAACGCUUUUUUUCGGGUCUCUAUUAGAUGAAUGCAAGAGAGCCGCCGAAGAAAGAUAUAGAUUGAGGGCAAUAAACCAAUAUGGAAACUGGGGGGCGGUGAGAUUCUCGGCUGAGUUUGGUGAGUUGGUUAUUAAACGCGCAGCAAUUGAUACUCAAUUGGCCCCACAGCGAGGGACCAACCUGGAGCCGCCCUUAGAGAUUAGAGAGUGGUGCCGCGCGGUACUGCAGGGCUGCGUUGAAAAAUCCUUAAAUUAUACGACUGGAAUUCAUACAGAAAUGCUUGAGGGGAGUCAAGCAGAUUUCAAUGGUUCUCAAUUUUUCAGUGACUGUGCGACUAGACUCAGAACACUGGUCAGAGAAUCACUAAAUAACUCGCAGAGUGCAGCGUUUUUUGUAUUCGAUGAGGUUGAAAGUUUUCAAAAGAAAUUCAAGACUUUCAAACGAAGAAUCACUGAUGCUAUUGCGGAAAGGUUGGUGGCGGGAGAGAAAAUCGGGAUUGUGGAAGCGUUAAGUAUCUGGAUAGAUGCGAUGGUUGCGCACGAUCGAGAAUUGUACCGAAUAGGUUAUCUUGUAGAAUAG
This is a messenger RNA of Orbilia oligospora ATCC 24927, 1737 nucleotides long. RefSeq lists its product as uncharacterized. The transcript is spliced from 2 exons. The record is from RefSeq and is a predicted model, not a curated record. Bases 1 to 1737 code for a protein of 578 amino acids. NCBI's taxonomy places the organism in Eukaryota, Fungi, Ascomycota, Orbiliomycetes, Orbiliales, Orbiliaceae.